Messenger RNA from Drosophila obscura, 826 nucleotides. RefSeq names its product peritrophin-55. The transcript is spliced from 2 exons. Gene Ontology annotation, molecular function: chitin binding. NCBI's taxonomy places the organism in Eukaryota, Metazoa, Arthropoda, Insecta, Diptera, Drosophilidae. The record is from RefSeq and is a predicted model, not a curated record. Gene Ontology annotation, cellular component: extracellular region. Bases 102 to 767 code for a protein of 221 amino acids.
AAGGCUUUGCCAGCGCUUGGGAAUGCAUCAGUGAUCAGUUAGCCGAGUUAGGAGCGAGUCAGUCGAACCGAACCCAACCGAACCCCAAAAUCAGCAGCAACAUGAAAACAGUGAUCUUCGUGCUGGCCGCCAUCGUGGCUGUCAAUGCCCAGAGUACGUGCGACAGAACGCCAGAGUACGCGCAGAAGAUCGAGCCUGUCAGCUGCCCGACGGCCGGGAUUAAGCUGCCCAACUACGCCAAUGCCUCGACCUACUACCAGUGCAACACAGCGGGCAGCAAUGGCACGCUGACGCCCUGUCUCAGCGGUAACUUCUUCAGCUACGUGAAGCAGAACUGCGCACCCUGCGACUCGUAUCUGCCCUCCGCACAGUGCUCUACACUGCCCUUCAAGCCCACAUGCGUGGACAUUGGGUCCACCACACCGGAGGGGACCACUGCCGCACCGCCGACCACCAAUACUGCAACUACCUCCGGUGUGACCAAUACUACGGCCACAGUAACAGCUACGACAGGAUCAACAACAGUAACAACUGCGGCACCCACCACCAGCAAAAGCACCACCUCAGCUAUUCCAGAGCCACCCACUGAGGCACCCAGCAGCACAACCCAGGCCGGCGAUUCACCUGCAGGCAGCACCGUUUUCGUUCCCCAGCCUCCCUCCCCCGGUGAGAGCAAUGUGCCCAGUCCGGUUACGCCCGUGCCCACUGCCCCGAACAUCGAAGUCACUCCCCCAACCAUCACCGAAGCCCCAACAGGCCGCAAGUAAAUCAAACGUAAAUCAGUUCAGUACAUCCGCAUCUCUGCAUGCAUAGUACAGAUAUACAG